CAGGGAGGUAAAAUGCUUUAGAAGACACUGAAUUUAUUUUUUAAAUUCAGCUUUGCUGAAUUGGAGGAAAAAGGAUGACCAUCAUGACUUAAGUGAAUUACUAAAGAAAAUCUAACUAAUACUGCCUGAGACUUCAAGUGAGAAACACAGGAUGCAACCUAAGAUAAGAACAAGAGAGGAAGCUAGAAAUGAGUGACAGAAAAGGAGAUGGUAAGGAUGCUGCAGAGGAUGCUAACUGGUAAAACGAUCAGAAAUCAGCUUACAGUCAGCUUAACGGCUCCUGGUCCUGAGACAGAACAGAAAACUCCAAGAAUGGAUUCAAUACCAGCUUCACCUCCAUCAAGCCCUGGGUCAAUAGCUGAUGACAGUGAACCAGAUUUCAAUGAAGACAGAGGAAUGUCUGAGGAUCACCUACCAGCUUCACCCGAUCCAUCCAGUGUCUCAAUGAGAAGUGACUGUUCCAUGGGUCAUCCUAAUCACUUCAGAGACGGAAAAACAAGAAUGUCUGAGGAUCACCUACCAGCUUCACCCGAUCCAUCCAGUGUCUCAAUAAGAAGUGACUGUUCCAUGGGUCAUCCUAAUCACUUCAGAGAUGGAAAAACAAGAAUGUCUGAGGAUCACCUACCAGCUUCACCCGAUCCAUCCAGUGUCUCAAUAAGAAGUGACUGUUCCAUGGGUCAUCCUAAUCACUUCAGAGACGGAAAAACAAGAACGUCUGAGGAUCAUCUACCAGCUUCACCCGAUCCAUCCAGUGUCUCAAUGAGAAGUGACUGUUCCAUGGGUCAUCCUAAUCACUUCAGAGAUGGAAAAACAAGCCCAUCAAAGAGUGAUAAAUGUGUGACAACAGUGGUCUUGGGAAAACCAUAUGAUGAUCAGCUGAACGUCAAGAAAGAUAAUGGUGUUACACGCCUCUCUGAGGCCUGGAGGAAUCAGAUCUUGGCUUCCUAUGAAAGUGAGCUCAUGAAGGUGGAAUUUGAUUCAGAACUCUUCGAAAUAGCCAAAAAAAGGAGACAUAUGGAUAAAAUGGUGGAAGCCUACAGUGAUUUAUUUGUUACAUCAAAGAAGACCUGGAGAACAGUGCUAACCCAGGGAGUUGCUGGGAUUGGAAAAACAUUUCAUACAAGGAGGUUGAUGGUCGACUGGGCAAAGCAAAAGUCCAACACACACAUAGACAUGAUUUUUCCCCUUCAUCUUGGUGAGCUAAAUGCAACAGAGGACAAAGUUCAAAGCAUUGAGGAUCUGCUGAAUACUUUUGUCAAUGAUGCUGGAUGGCAUCAACUUUCCACUUAUCAGGAAUGUAAAGUGGCUUUCAUAUUUGAUGGCUUGGGAAGCUGUCGGCUGCCCCUUGAUUUUAAAGAGAACAAAAAACUGACUAAAAUAACCGACCGAGCAGUAAUGGAUGUUCUGCUGACAAACCUCAUCAUGGGAAACCUGUUACCUGGAGCUGUGAUCUGGAUCAUCUCUCAGCCCUCAGGAGUUAAAAGGAUUCCAGCGAAAUAUAUCAACAAGGUUCUAGUUUGUAAAGAGAUCAAUGCUCAAGAAAGACUCACGGAAAUUGGAAGAAAUGGGAUCUUGGCCGCUUACGAGACUGAAGUGGUUGAAGUGGAGACCGAAACAGAACUUUACACGAUCGACACAAACAAUAUGGAAUAUGGAGAAAAACUGGUGAAAAGCUACAAUGAUUUAUUUACAGACUUAAAGAAGAAAACUGUGCGAACAGUUCUAACAAAGGGGGUUCCUGGUAUCGGUAAAACAUUUCAAACAAAGUUGUUCAUGGUUGCCUGGGCAAAACGAAAGUCCAACAAGGAUGUGGACAUAAUAAUCCCUCUUCAGUUUAGUGAGCUGAAUGCGAGAAAAGAAGCUCUGAGCAUGGACAGUUUGCUGAAAAGCUUCUUCAGUGAUGUGGCUCAAAAAGGAAUUGGAAACUAUGAGAAGAAAAAAGUGUUUUUUAUCCUUGAUGGUUUGGAAAACUGUGAACUUCCUCUAGACUUUGACAAUAACCUUUGGCUCACAGAUAUAAAGGAGCCAGCAUCGAUGGAUGUGAUUCUUACAAACCUCAUUAAGGGAAACCUUCUCCCAAAUGCUCUUCUGUGGAUCAUCUCUCAACCUGGAGGAGUCCAAAAGAUUCCCGGUGAAUACAUUGGGCAGGUUACAGAAUGUUGAGAGAGCCUGAUGCGCAGAAAGAAACUGGUUUCAUGCCUGAAGAGAAGAUUUAUCCAAGCAUACCCUGAUGGAGGGGAAGAGGAAGUUAGUCAUCCAAACCAGGAAACCACAGAACAUGUCAUGAGAA
Cyprinodon tularosa is the source of this 2290-nucleotide messenger RNA. RefSeq lists its product as uncharacterized. The record is from RefSeq and is a predicted model, not a curated record. Lineage: Eukaryota; Metazoa; Chordata; Actinopteri; Cyprinodontiformes; Cyprinodontidae. The transcript has 12 exons. The coding region runs from base 208 to 2163 and encodes 651 amino acids.